Molecule: messenger RNA, 865 nt
Organism: Paramuricea clavata
Lineage: Eukaryota; Metazoa; Cnidaria; Anthozoa; Malacalcyonacea; Plexauridae
Source: the annotation of a GenBank genome assembly
GGUGAAAUAGUUGAACCAACCGAUCCAACUGGAAAAACAGAGACACCCUUACUUUACUUCAAGCGCUUUGUGACACAAGAAAUGAUAGAACUGAUAGUGGAUUAUACUAACAGAUACAGUGUCCAAAAGCAGGGUAAAUGUGUAAAUACAUCUGCGAAAGAAAUUGAACAAGUACUGGGCAUGUACUUCAAAAUGGGCCUUGUUGAGAUGCCUUCAAUACGGAUGUACCGGGAAAAAGAAACCAGAUACCCUCCAGUUACAGAAGUUAUGAGCAGGAAUAGAUUCCAGCUACUUCUUUCUCUGGUUCAUUUUGUGGACAAUGAAACUGGGUCAGAGGAAACCAAGAAAAGAUCGCCUUUGGAAAAUUGACCAUUUCUGGACAUGUUCCGAGCUCGGUGCCUUCAGACUACCCCUGCAGAACAUCAGUCCAUUGAUGAAAUUAUGGUACCCUACAAAGGCAAAUUUGGGAAUAUACGGCAGUAUGUAAGGGGUAAGCUGCAUCCAUGAGGCUUCAAAGUAUGGGCUAGAUGCUCUGUGCAUGGACUCCUUCAUGACUUUGAUGUUUAUCAGGGAAAAGGUGGAGAUAAAGGAGCAAAUGUGUUUGGGCAUUGGAGGAGAUGUUGUUGCAAAACUGUGUGGAACUCUUCUAAAAGAUGUAGGGCACAAGAUAUAUGCUGAUAAUUUCUUCACCUCAGUUGAACUGAUAGAGAAAUUGUCAGAAGACGAAUUCCUUUACGCUGGGACAGUGAGAAAGAACCGUCUCGCAAAGUGCAAUGUCUUGGAGGAAAAUGCCUUGAAGAAGAAAGGACGAGGAUCGCAUGAUUUUAGAGUAGAAUCAAAGACCAAUACCAUGUGUGUUAGAUAG